Molecule: messenger RNA, 1194 nt
Organism: Empidonax traillii (willow flycatcher)
Lineage: Eukaryota; Metazoa; Chordata; Aves; Passeriformes; Tyrannidae
Gene: MARCKSL1
Product: MARCKS like 1
Exons: 2
Coding region: 60-737 (225 amino acids)
Biological process (GO): actin filament organization; central nervous system development
Cellular component (GO): plasma membrane; cytoplasm
Molecular function (GO): actin filament binding; calmodulin binding
Source: RefSeq, a predicted model, not a curated record
CCCACUCCCGCCCAGCGCAGCCGCCGCGGCGGGGCCGGCACCACCCGACGUGCCGCACCAUGGGCAGCCAGGGCUCCAAGGCGGCGGGCGGAGACCCCGACACCGCCAAAGCCAACGGGCAGGAGAACGGCCACGUGAUCUACAACGGGGACAUGACGCCCAAGGUGGGGGUCGAGGUGUCCCCCCAGAACGGGAACGGCUCGGCUGAACCCCCCAAGGAGGAGAGCGAGGGCGAGCCGGGCGGGGGGGACGCCAUCGAACCCGCCCCCCCCGCCGACGGGGGGGACCCCAAGCCCGAAGAAGGGGCCGCGGCCCCCAAGGACGCCCCCAAGAAGAAGAAGAAGUUCUCGUUCAAGAAAUCCUUCAAGCUGAGCGGGAUCUCGUUUCGGAAGAACAAGAAGGAGGCCGGGGACUCCUCUGGCUCCUCUCCCACGGAGGAGCAGGGCAAGGGCGAGGAGAGCCCCGCGGGGGGGGUGCAGCCCUCGGCUCCCCCCGAGGAAGGGCCGGCCGAGGAGCAGGGGGGCCCCGGGGAGGGCAGCGAGGGAGCUGAGCCCAAGGGGCAGGAGGGGGAAGCCGGCGGGAGCAAGGAGAAGAAGGAGGAUGAGGAGGAGAAGGAGAAGCAGCAGGCGGGGGAGAGCCAAGGAGGAGACACAGCCAAACCCGAGGAGCCCUCGAAAGCCGCGGGGGCCGAGCCCACAACAAGCCCCGCGGCGGCGGUGGAGCAGAAGGAAGAGUAGAUUCCACUUGGCAUCGUCCUCACUGGAGACUCUCACGCCGUCCUCUCCAUCCUGGAACACCACGGACUCGCCCACACAAUUUUCCCCCCACCCCAGGCCCACCUAGAACUGACACCACUCCCCAGACCCCACACGCCCCUCGAGGUAUUUCUUCCUUCCCCCUCUCCUCCCUUUUUUUCCCCCCUGGUAGAAAAGCUGGUUUGGAUUCCCACACCACUGCCACCACUUGGAGUAGUUUUACCUGAGUCCUUUAAAAAAAAAAAAACAAAAAACAAAAAAAACCUGGGGGAGGAAGAUUAUUAUCCUGGACAUCACUGGAGUUUUACAGUUUGUAAGAAAACAGAUCCCAACGUUCCUGCUCUGGAUCUCUGCGGCCUCCAGACUGUCCCUUCUCCUCCCAGCAGCUUUCCAAGCCCACUGACUGUUCAAUGGAUUUUUUUUUCUUUUUUUUUUCUUU